AUGUUCAGUGGCACCAACAGUAGCACCAACAAGUUCAGUGGCACCAACAGUAGCACCAACAUGUCCAGUGGCACCAACAGUAGCACCAACAUGUUCAGUGGCACCAACAGUAGCACCAACAUGUUCAGUGGCACCAACAGUAGCACCAACAUGUUCAGUGGCACCAACAGUAGCACCAACAUGUUCAGUGGCACCAACAGUAGCACCAACAAGUUCAGUGGCACCAACAGUAGCACCAACAUGUUCAGUGGCACCAACAGUAGCACCAACAUGUUCAGUGGCACCAACAGUAGCACCAACAUGUUCAGUGGCACCAACAGUAGCACCAACAUGUUCAGUGGCACCAACAGUAGCACCAACAUGUUCAGUGGCACCAACAGUAGCACCAACAUGUUCAGUGGCACCAACAGUAGCACCAACAUGUUCAGUAGCACUAACAGUAGCACCAACAUGUUCAGUAAUAGCACCAACAGUAGUACUAACAGGCUCAGUAACACCAAGAGGUUCCGUAGCACAAACAAGUUCAGUAGCACCAACAAUAGCACCAACAGUAGCACGAACAAGUUCAGUAACACCAACAAGUUCAUUAGCACCAACAGUAGCACCAACAGGUCACAGAUCAAGUCAUCAAGGUUAUCAGGUCACCAAGGUCAUCAAGUCACAAAGGUCAUGAGGUUACCAAGGUCAUCCUGUCUCCAAGGUCAGAUAGGAGAUAAGAUCGCCAAGGUCAUCAGGUCACACAGGUCAUCAGGUCACAUAGGUCAUCAGACGUCACAGCAUGCUAGUGAGGCAGUACUCAACAGUGUGCUGAAGUACGCUAGUGAGGCAGUACUCAACAGUGUGCUGAAGUACGCUAGUGAGGCAGUACUCAACAGUGUGCUGAAGUACGCUAGUGAGGCAGUACUCAACAGUGUGCUGAAGUACGCUAGUGAGGCAGUACUCAACAGUGUGCUGAAGUACGCUAGUGAGGCAGUACUCAACAGUGUGCUUAAGUACGCUAGUGAGGCAGUACUCAACAGUGUGCUGAAGUACGCUAGUGAGGCAGUACUCAACAGUGUGCUGAAGUACGCUAGUGAGGCAGUACUCAACAGUGUGCUGAAGUACGCUAGUGAGGCAGUACUCAACAGUGUGCUGAAGUACGCUAGUGAGGCAGUACUCAACAGUGUGCUGAAGUACGCUAGUGAGGCAGUACUCAACAGUGUGCUGAAGUACGCUAGUGAGGCAGUACUCAACAGUGUGCUGAAGUACGCUAGUGAGGCAGUACUCAACAGUGUGCUGAAGUACGCUAGUGAGGCAGUACUCAACAGUGUGCUAACGACGCCCCACAGCAUCUCAAAGAACGACGCCCCACCAAAGAACGACGCCCCACCAAAGAACGACGCCCCACCAAAGAACGACGCCCCACAGUAUCUCAAACAACGACGCCCCACAGCAUCUCAAAGAACGACGCCCCACCAAAGAACGACGCCCCAACCAAAGAACUACGCCCCACCAAAGAACGACGCCCCACCAAAGAACGACGCCCCACCAAAGAACGACGCCCCACCAAAGAACGACGCCCCACCAAAGAACGACGCCCCACCAAAGAACGACGCCCCACCAAAGAACGACGCCCCACCAAAGAACGACGCCCCACCAAAGAACGACGCCCCACAGCACCUCAAAGCACCACAGUAUCUUAAAGAACGACGCCCCACCAAAGAACGACGCCCCACAGUAUCUUAA
Messenger RNA from Physella acuta, 1725 nucleotides. RefSeq lists its product as uncharacterized. NCBI's taxonomy places the organism in Eukaryota, Metazoa, Mollusca, Gastropoda, Physidae. The record is from RefSeq and is a predicted model, not a curated record.